Messenger RNA from Penicillium chermesinum, 3780 nucleotides. RefSeq names its product GTPase-activating protein BEM3. The record is from RefSeq and is a predicted model, not a curated record. Gene Ontology annotation, cellular component: cytoplasm. The transcript is spliced from 4 exons. The coding region runs from base 1 to 3780 and encodes 1259 amino acids. NCBI's taxonomy places the organism in Eukaryota, Fungi, Ascomycota, Eurotiomycetes, Eurotiales, Aspergillaceae. Gene Ontology annotation, molecular function: phosphatidylinositol binding. Gene Ontology annotation, biological process: signal transduction; regulation of GTPase activity.
AUGUCGCAGAGAGGCGAAGACGACUUGGGAUCAAGCGGAAACCCGCCAUCUGCAUACCCGCCUCUCAACAGCGGCCGAAUGCCGCGUGACUACGCCUCGCGGGACGUGGCGCGCUCUGGCCCUCCUGGCACUCACCAUAUUUCACCGUCGCCUCUGCAUACUAGCUCUUUCCUCCAAUCCUCUUCACACGACGAUUCUCCCUCGUCCCAAAGUCCGGUGUCGGCCCCCUCGAGCGCGAACCCUUCCCCAUCCCACCGGUCGCCUAUAAGCCAUAUAGCCAAUGCUCCGUUCCCUGCGCCUCCUCGAAACUCCCUCCAGUACCGCUAUCCAGAGCCGACCCCAAGGCCGGGUAAUGGCAGCAUUUCCAAACAGGCCGGGGUGUCCGAACCCGAUCGGUCUGCGUCGUCUUCCGUGAGCUCUGUGCUUUCGGACCGCCCAGCUCAUCGCAUCAUGCCUCGUACCUCUUCCAUUGACUCCGCGAUAUCCUCUCUGUCCUCUGUCUCCCAGAAGUCUAAUUUCGAUGCCAGCGCUUUGAGUCCAGCCGACAUCGGUAAUAUCAUCAAUGCCGCCGGCUCCGCAGAAGCCGUCAUAGUGCACCUCCUCAGAGAGAAGCAUCAGGCAGCUUCUCAAAACUCACAGUUAUGGAAAUUGGUUGACAAACAACGGACUUUGAUCCUCGGCCUGAAUAAAGACCUUGAGCGCGCUUACAAGGAGAAAGAGAAGUACAGGAAGAAGUUAAAGGAGGUACAGGACUCUACGCCUCCUCUCCCCACGCUUGAUACGGCAAUCGGAAAUGCAACAAACGUGGAGGACCCACGGCAGAUCGUUGUCUCGCCUUCGUCCGAAGGUGCAUCAAGCGGCGUUGUGUCACCAGUUGGGAGUGAUGGGCAGCGGUUGCCAGCUCCAAGUCGAAAACCUCCACCUGCACCACUGAACUUGCGUCCAACCGAAAGUGCUCAAGGGUUGGCUGACCCUGAUUCCGGGUCUGAAUACAGUGACGGGCCAAAUGGACAAUCGAAUUCGAAUUCGGAGCGCGGGAGGCGGAAGACACGAGAGGAAGAUGACAGAGACCGCGAGGUUGCAUUGCAUAAAGACAUAGAGGCCCAAGGCUCUGUGAAGGAGGCUCAAUUCCGAUCUACUCGUUCCUCUCCCGACACAAUGACUUCUGCUAGCCCGCCAACAGCUCCAAGGGAACUCACAACGAGAUCACCACCAAAUGUCGGUGCUUCUGGGUCCUUAGGUUCAAUCUUGAACUCUCGUGUCAAUCCCACCGCCGCCAAUGCACGUCCGAACUUUCCUAACCCUAAAAGUCCUGGUUUACCCAUGAGCCGGAAGAUCGUCCCAUCAAUUCCCCUUACCCAGAAUGCCUCGAGACAUGAACGCUGUCACUGGCUCAGGUACGGGCUACCGCUCUCUCCACGGCCUGGGAACCAUCCCCCUCCUUUCCCGCCGGCAACGAUCCCAACUAUUGAUCCUACGAUAAAGAUAGACAGUCCUCACUCGCCUAGGUUCCCCACCAGCGGUAUCUACCAAGGACUGGUGUCCGAUGAAUACCCUGGUCUACUUUUACCUCCGAACGCUCUGCCACUGAUCCAAGUCCGGGUCUCUUCUUCACGUCUUCGUCCUUCUCGCAAUAGCUACAUGGCUUCGAGGCCUUUGGACGAGGAGCCAGUGUUCACGCUAAGUGUAAUCUCUCGGUCAGAUAUGUCAGAGUUUUGGCGAGUCGAAAAAGUCAUCGCAUCUUUGCCCCACUUAGACCAACAAGUCCGCCAAUUAUCUUCGUUCGCGGGCAGAUUACCAGACCGUAAUGUAUUCAAUGGUCACUCCCCAGCGAAGGUGGACGCGCGCCGUGCUGCCCUCAACGCCUAUUUUGAUAGUCUCUUGGACACGCCUAUGGAUGAGAAGGCAGCUCUGGUGAUCUGCCAGUUCCUAACGAGCGAUGCUAUUGAGCCCCGAGAUGAUGAGACUAGUCUCCUCAACGGACCUGGGGGUCCUAAAACUGACAUUCCUCGAGGCCCAGAUGGCAAACCAAGAAAAGAAGGUUACCUUACGAAGAGGGGUAAAAACUUUGGUGGUUGGAAGGCACGCUAUUUUGUUCUCCAUGGCCCCGAGCUCAAAUAUUUUGAAUCCCCCGGAGGGCCUCACAUGGGAACUAUCAAGCUCUUCCAUGCGCAAAUUGGCAAGCAGUCUCAGAGUUCUAAUAGUCAGAGCAAUUCCUCCGGGACUGAUGAAGAUGCCGAUAAUCAGUACCGGCAUGCCUUUCUGGUCUUAGAACCGAAGCGAAAGGAUUCGUCUGCCCUUGUUCGGCACGUGCUCUGUGCUGAAAGUGAUGAUGAGCGCGAUUCAUGGGUUGAUGCAUUGAUGGAGUAUGUUGACGUUGCUUCAGAUGGUGAUCAGCGCGGCAAGCAGCAGACCCAAAGCAGACAGCUACCCCCUUCCCAAAGCAAAAGCAAGCUCCAGCCUGGCCGCGGGGAAAGCCCAGAUGAGCCCAGCCCUGUUCAAGGGUUCAGCUUCGAUAAUGCGAUUGCAGCUGAACCUCCGAUCAUAGGUUCUUCUCUUGACCAUGCCCCUCGCUCUCCCCGGAUGCCAGCUGGAAUUUCCAUCGAUUCGAGGGAUGCAAACCAUUCCCCCACCGAGCAAUCGAUGCAGUCACCAAAGAUCAUUUCUGGGCCCACAAAUGGAGCUAUUAUCCAGGAUGCUGAAGCGUGGGGCAACAAAACCACCACCUCGACAAAGGAAAAGAAGCGUAGCAUCUGGGGCUUCCGAACUCGGUCAUCUUCCUUCGAUCUUGCAUCCCAGGCACAAGGUGAUGGAGCUGCCCCAAGCAACAAUGCUCCAGUAGAGCGGAAAGAGCCUGUCAGGCCUGUGUUCGGUAUUCCAUUAGCUGAAGCGGUUCGAGACUGCCCUCCUCUUGGUGUUGAUGUGGAUCUCCCAGCGGUGGUCUAUCGCUGUAUUGAGUAUCUUCGAGCUAAAGAUGCGGCCUUGGAAGAAGGCAUUUUCCGCUUGAGUGGCUCCAAUGUCAUCAUCAAAGCCCUCAAAGAACGGUUCAAUACCGAGGGUGAUCUGGACUUCAUCUCUAGCGACCAGUAUUAUGACGUCCAUGCAGUCGCAUCGCUAUUCAAACAGUACCUGCGAGAGCUCCCUACAACAGUGCUCACACGGGAACUUCAUUUGGACUUUCUUCGCGUUCUCGAACUUGACGAUAAGCAAAAGAAGGUGGCUGCCUUCAACUCCCUGGUCCAUCAGCUGCCAAAGCCCAAUCUCUCCCUGCUCCGUGCUCUUUCCUUGUUCCUGAUUGAAAUUGUCAACAACUCCGACGUGAACAAGAUGCCCGUUCGAAACGUGGGGAUCGUCUUUGCUCCGACUCUCAAUAUCCCCGCCCCUGUUGUAUCAUUGUUCCUUACGGACUUUGACAGUAUCUUUGGAAGCCCUGAAUCGAGCCCGACUACGGUCGAGCUAACGGUGGAUAACAGCCUAUCCCCGGACGAUGUUCGGUCUCCACGCCAGCAGAUGUUCACUAAUAUACCGACUCCUUCGUACAACCAAACCUCAUUUGGUGGCCAGCCGGACAACAUGCGCAGCGCUCAUGAUGUGGGGCUAGUUCCUAUGCAACCUAAUUACGACCCGUCUACCUAUAGACCUGACAUAUACAACCAAAACCCAGGCGGCUCUGCCCCCUUUGGCUCUUUGAAUAGUAUGCUGUCCCCUUCUCAGGACGACACGCGUUCGGCCAAGUCCAAGAGACGCGAGAGUUCGAUGCUUUUCAUGGAAUCUCGGUAA